Pteropus alecto (black flying fox) is the source of this 1231-nucleotide messenger RNA. RefSeq names its product retinitis pigmentosa 9 protein. Gene Ontology annotation, biological process: RNA splicing. Lineage: Eukaryota; Metazoa; Chordata; Mammalia; Chiroptera; Pteropodidae. Bases 212 to 598 code for a protein of 128 amino acids. The record is from RefSeq and is a predicted model, not a curated record. The transcript is spliced from 6 exons.
GCAUGACUUGCCCCAACUCCGCUACGCACAGGCUUCUCCACGAGUCCAGUCCUGGGUGGGAGGACCAGGGAAGCACAAGGGCCGUUAUGAAAAACCUCCUCCUGGGCUUAUCAAGGAAGAUGAGACCAAGCCAGAAGACUGUAUACCAGAUGUGCCAGGCAACGAGCACGCCAGGGAAUUUCUGGCUCACGCGCCAACCAAGGGGCUCUGGAUGCCACUGGGGAAGGAAGUCAAAGUGAUGCAGUGUUGGCGUUGUAAACGGUAUGGUCACCGAACAGGCGACAAAGAAUGCCCUUUUUUUAUCAAAGGCAACCAAAAGUUAGAACAGUUCAGAGUAGCACAUGAAGAUCCCAUGUACGACAUCAUACGAGAGAAUAAAAGACAUGAAAAGGAUAUCAGGAUACAGCAGUUAAAACAAUUACUGGAGGAUUCCACCUCAGAUGACGAUGGAAGCAGCUCCGGUUCCUCAGAAUGUAAGGAGAAACACAAGAAAAAGAAGAAAAAGGAAAAGCACAAGAAAAAGAAGAAAGAGAAGAAAAAGAAGAGAAAACGAAAGCAUAAGUCUUCCAAGUCGAAUGAGAGUUCAGACUCGGACUGACAGGCGCUUGACGCGUUCAGCUGUCCCGUCUCAGGUCAGACUCUGCGGCCCACGCAGAGGAACGUGGGCUUGGAGGGGACCGGGAGAGGAGGAAGGGUGUCUGGCGUCACGCGUGUGAUUUCUCACUCACCUUCCAGUGGAGAUGUGACCACAGGAGAGUGAGUUGUGUCCUCCAUUGCUGGCUCCAGAGAUGGCCGAUUUCAGGCAGGAAAGCUCUCUUCAGUGCCGUCCUCCCUGCUGGUCACCGUGGUUGGUGAUGCCUUAGAAAUGUCAGGGUGGCCGGACGAAGGGAUCCCUGAGGACGCUCCUCCAGGUGCUGUCACCCUCCAUAGUGAGGCUACCUAAUUCCCACAGACUUCAGCCUUGGCUUUUCUCUGUUGUUGAGGAUAAUAAAAGCCCAUUCUUCUAUUUAUUUAAAAAAUGCUAAUGUAUUUAUUUUUGAAACAUAAUCUACUUACGUGGACCAAAUUUAAAAAGUGCAUUAGAUUCAAUCAUAAAAACCUUCCUCCUCUCUCCCCGCCUCAGUUCCCUCCCCCAGUGGCUAACAACAUUCCCACUUUCUUGUGAAGUCAUCCAGAAACAUUUUACAUAUCAUAAGCAUUUUUUUAACAUAAAUGUAGCAUACUAUAAACA